GCUGCUGCCAGCACCGCGGCUCCCUCGAACCCGCGGGUGCAGCUGCCGCGGGUGAGACGCCUGGGGGCGACGAUCCAAGCGGCGGGGCUCCCCUAGAACCAUGCUGGACCCGUCUUCCAGCGAAGAGGAGUCGGACGAAGGGCUGGAAGAGGAGAGCCGCGAUGUGCUGGUGGCGGCYGGCGGCUCUCAGCGAGCGCCGCCGGCCCCGGCUCGGGAAGGGCGGCGGGACGCGCCGGGGCGCUCGGGCAGCGGCGGCGCAGCCAGACCCGUAAGCCCGAGCCCCUCUGUGCUCAGCGAGGGGCGAGACGAGCCCGAAAGACAGUUGGACGAAGAGCAGGAGCGCAGGAUCCGCCUGCAGCUCUAUGUCUUCGUGGUGAGGUGCAUCGCUUACCCCUUCAACGCUAAGCAGCCCACUGACAUGGCCCGGAGGCAGCAGAAGCUUAACAAACAACAACUACAGUUACUAAAAGAACGGUUCCAGGCCUUCCUCAAUGGGGAAACCCAAAUUGUAGCUGAUGAAGCAUUUUGCAAUGCAGUUCGGAGUUACUAUGAGGUUUUUCUAAAGAGUGACCGAGUGGCCAGAAUGGUUCAGAGUGGAGGGUGUUCUGCUAAUGACUUCAGAGAGGUGUUUAAGAAAAACAUAGAAAAACGUGUGCGCAGUUUACCAGAAAUAGACGGUUUGAGCAAAGAGACAGUGCUGAGCUCCUGGAUAGCCAAAUAUGAUGCCAUCUACAGGGGAGAAGAGGACUCCUGCAAACAGCCAAACCGUAUGACCCUCAGCACCGUGUCUGAACUUAUUCUGAGCAAAGAACAACUCUACGAAAUGUUCCAGCAGAUUCUAGGUAUUAAAAAGCUAGAACACCAGCUUCUUUAUAAUGCUUGUCAGCUGGAUAAUGCAGAUGAACAAGCAGCCCAGAUCAGAAGGGAACUCGAUGGUCGACUGCAAUUGGCAGAGAAAAUGGCAAAGGAAAGAAGAUUCCCCAAAUUUAUAGCAAAAGAAAUGGAGAAUAUGUACAUAGAAGAGUUACGAUCUUCAGUGAAUUUGCUAAUGGCCAAUUUGGAAAGCCUUCCAGUUUCAAAAGGUGGCCCAGAAUUCAAAUUACAGAAAUUAAAACGUUCACAGAAUUCUGCAUUUUUGGACCUAGGAGAUGAAAAUGAGAUUCAGUUGUCAAAGUCUGAUGUGGUACUGUCAUUCACCUUAGAGAUUGUCAUAAUGGAAGUGCAAGGUUUGAAAUCAGUUGCUCCAAAUCGAAUUGUUUACUGCACAAUGGAGGUGGAAGGAGGAGAAAAACUGCAGACAGACCAGGCAGAAGCCUCAAGGCCACAAUGGGGAACUCAAGGAGAUUUCACCACUACCCAUCCUCGGCCUGUGGUCAAAGUAAAACUCUUCACAGAAAGCACUGGGGUCCUAGCCCUUGAAGAUAAGGAACUGGGCAGGGUGAUAUUAUACCCAACUUCUAAUAGCUCCAAGUCAGCUGAACUACACCGCAUGAUAGUUCCAAAAAAUAGUCAGGACUAUGACUUAAAAAUCAAACUGGCAGUGCGAAUGGAAAAACCACCACACAUGAAGCAUAGUGGAUAUCUGUAUGCCCUUGGACAGAAGGUUUGGAAAAGAUGGAAAAAACGUUACUUUGUCCUUGUUCAGGUUAGCCAGUAUACCUUUGCAAUGUGCAGUUACAGAGAAAAGAAAUCUGAACCACAAGAACUGAUGCAGCUUGAAGGAUACACUGUGGAUUACACAGAUCCUCACCCAGGCCUACAGGGUGGUCGGAUGUUUUUCAAUGCUGUUAAAGAAGGAGAUACUGUAAUAUUUGCCAGCGAUGAUGAACAAGAUAGAAUAUUAUGGGUUCAAGCCAUGUAUAGGGCCACAGGUCAAUCAUAUAAACCUGUUCCUGCAAUCCAGGCCCAGAAGCUGAAUCCUAAAGGAGGAACUCUCCAUGCAGAUGCUCAGCUUUAUGCAGACCGUUUUCAGAAACAUGGUAUGGAUGAGUUUAUUUCUGCUAAUCCAUGCAAGCUUGACCACGCCUUCCUUUUUAGAAUACUCCAGAGACAGACCUUGGAUCACAGACUGAAUGAUUCCUAUUCUUGCUUGGGUUGGUUUAGCCCUGGCCAGGUCUUUGUGUUAGAUGAGUACUGUGCCCGUUAUGGUGUGAGAGGCUGUCACAGACAUCUCUGCUACCUUACAGAACUGAUGGAACAUUCAGAAAACGGUGCUGUCAUUGACCCAACCCUGCUCCAUUACAGCUUUGCAUUCUGUGCCUCUCAUGUGCAUGGCAACAGGCCUGAUGGAAUUGGAACAGUUUCAGUAGAAGAAAAGGAGAAAUUUGAGGAAAUAAAAGAGAGACUCUCUUCCCUUUUAGAAAAUCAGAUAAGCCAUUUCAGAUAUUGCUUUCCCUUUGGACGACCUGAAGGUGCUCUAAAAGCUACACUCUCAUUACUUGAAAGGGUUUUAAUGAAAGAUAUUGCCACUCCCAUACCGGCAGAAGAGGUGAAGAAAGUGGUCAGAAAAUGCCUCGAGAAAGCUGCCUUGAUCAAUUACACUAGACUCACAGAAUAUGCCAAAAUAGAAGGCCUGGCAGAAAAGGAAACAGAGACCAUGAACCAGGCAACUCCUGCUAGGAAGCUGGAAGAGGUUCUUCAUCUAGCAGAGCUCUGCAUAGAAGUCUUACAGCAGAAUGAAGAGCAUCAUGCGGAGGCAUUUGCCUGGUGGCCUGAUUUAUUGGCUGAGCAUGCAGAGAAAUUUUGGGCUUUAUUCACAGUAGAUAUGGAUACCGCACUGGAGGCUCAACCACAAGAUUCCUGGGAUAGUUUUCCUCUUUUUCAACUGCUUAAUAAUUUCCUCAGAAAUGACACACUUUUAUGUAAUGGAAAAUUUCACAAACACUUGCAAGAGAUCUUUGUGCCUUUGGUUGUCCGCUACGUGGAUCUCAUGGAGUCCUCCAUCGCCCAAUCAAUUCACAGAGGUUUUGAGCAAGAGACAUGGCAGCCUGUCAAGAAUAUCGCCAACAGUCUUCCCAAUGUAGCUCUUCCAAAAGUUCCAAGUCUGCCUCUUAAUCUUCCACAGAUUCCUAGCCUUUCUACUCCUUCGUGGAUGGCUUCUUUAUAUGAGUCCACCAAUGGCUCAGCAACAUCAGAAGACCUUUUUUGGAAACUUGAUGCACUGCAAAUGUUUGUCUUUGAUCUACACUGGCCAGAACAAGAAUUUGCCCACCAUUUAGAGCAAAGACUUAAACUAAUGGCCAGUGAUAUGAUAGAGGCCUGUGUCAAAAGAACAAGAGCUGCAUUUGAACUCAAGCUACAAAAGGCAAGCAAAACAACUGACUUGCGCAUUCCAGCCUCUGUGUGCACAAUGUUCAAUGUAUUAGUCGAUGCCAAAAAACAAAGCACCAAACUCUGUGCCCUGGAUGGAGGACAAGAGGUUGGUAGUCAAUGGCAACAGUACCAUUCAAAAAUAGAUGAUUUGAUUGACAACACUGUAAAAGAAAUCAUUUCACUGCUAGUUUCAAAGUUUGUUUCAGUGUUGGAAGGAGUGUUGUCUAAGCUGUCAAGGUAUGAUGAAGGCACUUUCUUUUCAUCCAUUCUGUCUUUCACUGUGAAAGCAGCUGCAAAAUAUGUUGAUGUGCCUAAACCAGGAAUGGAUCUGGCAGACACCUAUAUUAUGUUUGUUCGGCAAAACCAGGAUAUUCUUCGAGAAAAGGUCAAUGAAGAAAUGUACAUAGAAAAGUUAUUUGAUCAAUGGUACAGCAAUUCCAUGAAAGUCAUUUGCGUCUGGUUGGCUGAUAGAUUAGACCUACAGCUUCAUAUUUACCAACUGAAGACGCUCAUCAAGAUUGUGAAGAAAACUUACAGGGACUUCCGACUACAGGGUGUGUUGGAAGGAACACUGAACAGUAAGACAUAUGAGACCCUGCACAGAAGGCUAACAGUUGAGGAGGCCACCGCCUCUGUUUCAGAAGGUGGAGGACUUCAGGGCAUUACCAUGAAAGACAGUGAUGAAGAAGAAGAGGGCUGAAGACACACAGCUCUGGAGAAAGGAAGACCUGGACUACUCGGUUUUUGUUCUGGGGCUUUUUUGUUUGUUUGUUUGUUUGUUUGUUAGUGCUUUUUUUUUUAAACUUGUCCUUGUAAUUACAUUUAAUGUCUUGACCAAAUAAAACUUCUUGUAUGUCUGUAAGAAGUAAACCUGGAGGUUGAGUUAAAGGGGAAAAUGCCAAGUAUAUUUUUGAAGAAGAUCCUUCGUGGUGGUAUAGCUUGACCUAGAAUUAUUUGUUUGUGAUUGGAACAUGAACUUUUUUUUUUUUAAUUAGCAAAUUCGACCUCUUUUUUUUUCCCAUCAAAGUAAUCUCCUGUGUGUAAAGAGAUAUGUAUUUCCCAUGAUACAACAUUGUGAGAAGCUACUUCUGAUCACUGCACCAACCCUAUUGUACCUUUGUUAAAAUGAUGUAUACCUUACAAUUUAUAAUUUAUGCACAAAGAUUGUUUUGUAGUUAAUUUACCAGUGUUGUGGUGUGUAUAAAAGCUUUGACCUUGGUUUUCAUUACUCUAAAUUGGUCUGCAAGUGUUGUCCUGGGCUUAAAGGACUGCCAGCUCCAAACAUAGACUAGAUUAUACACAAUGGCUUGUGUCUUGUUCCAUUCUGAACAAUUUCUUUCAAGUGUAAGAAAUUUCAAGGUGUGCUUCCAUCAACAUACCAUACUCCCCUACUUCGAAAUAUAACAGCUUGCAGGCAAUAAAAAUUCAUUUGGUCAUAACAACUUCUGUAUUUAUUAGACUUGUAUAGAUUAAAUGCAGUAAAAUAUGUUUGCAGUAUUUCAAACCUCCCAAAUCUCUGGCUUUAUAUCUUUGGUUUUUGUGGUAUUUGUUUCGUUUUGUUUGUUUUCAAUUAAAUAAGCACUUUAUUUUGUACCUAGUAGGUGCACAGAUUUGAUAAAAUGAUUAUUAUGACAGUUUAUAGCCAUAGCA
Molecule: messenger RNA, 4962 nt
Organism: Urocitellus parryii (Arctic ground squirrel)
Lineage: Eukaryota; Metazoa; Chordata; Mammalia; Rodentia; Sciuridae
Gene: Cadps2
Product: calcium dependent secretion activator 2
Biological process (GO): positive regulation of exocytosis; dense core granule exocytosis; synaptic vesicle exocytosis
Cellular component (GO): glutamatergic synapse
Source: RefSeq, a predicted model, not a curated record